Cryphonectria parasitica EP155 is the source of this 1919-nucleotide messenger RNA. Its product is annotated as DUF1752-domain-containing protein. The transcript is spliced from 2 exons. The record is from RefSeq and is a predicted model, not a curated record. Gene Ontology annotation, biological process: negative regulation of transcription by RNA polymerase II; regulation of nitrogen utilization; mitochondria-nucleus signaling pathway. Gene Ontology annotation, cellular component: cytoplasm. The coding region runs from base 267 to 1919 and encodes 550 amino acids. NCBI's taxonomy places the organism in Eukaryota, Fungi, Ascomycota, Sordariomycetes, Diaporthales, Cryphonectriaceae.
CGCAACGUCACUUGCGCCGCACCACAUCACCUUUGCGCCUUGGGUUUUCUAGUACACGAAACGAUUGAUCGAACCCAUCAAGCCCCAUAACCACCUCGACGACCUCAAAAUCGGUCUCAGACAACGCGAAAACCUGGCAUCAGGCACUACCCGACGGACGCGAUCGGCUCGCAAAUACCACAAAAAAACGCAAACCAACUCUCCCGUUUGCACUCACUUGCCUCAAGCAUCUGGCAAGACCCUCGCAGCAAAUCUUGCAGGCAAUAAUGCCCUCUACCCUCAACGCGCCUGUCUUACAGGUGGAUGCCAACAUUGUCAAGCUGGUGGACACCUCAAAUCCUCAGAACCUGUUCAACCUCUGGAGUACCACGACACAGCCACGAGAUAUCCAGCAACCCAACACACUCAAGUCUUCUGCCGAGGACGUGCCACAACUCUCAGGGAGUGUCGACUCCAUUGCAGACGAAGAGGCCGUCGAGUUCUCUUCGGAUUCAUCACCCGUCGACAUCGUACAUCCUCGCAUCCGUCGUCAGGAUUCCUGCACCAUCUACCCGAGCAGACGGGAUCGCCACAUCUCGUCCGAUAACCUCGAGAAGAUGGUCGCCUCCAUUGUGGAGCAAAAGGAGUCUCUUUCUGCCCCUCUUCCCGAGAUUCCCGCGUCCCUGUCGCCACCCAAGCAGGAGGAGCAGAAGGAGGAGCUGGAUUCCCCACCAGCACUAUCGUACUCGGGCUCAACCACCACCGAGUCGCCGAGCAAGGACUCUGACCGACCCUCAGAGCGCUCCCAGGACAACCCGUCCUCCCUCGAGCUUCCCAUGAUCAAGACGACCACCGUCGUGCGCGGCUUCUCGCCUGCCCAGCACCCUCACCCAGCUGCCUUCACCCCACUGCGGUCCACUACUGAUAUCCCCGAGCCCAAGUCCUCCCCAGCGGCCAAGAAGGUGGAGCCUAAGAAGAAAGCCACUUUUAUGUUGGGUGCCUCAUCCGAGGAGUCAUACAACAGUGACGACGGCCAGACUGUUGAAGUCCGUCACCAGAAGACCCUUGCACCACCAGCUGUCGUGGUAAACAAGCCCAAGAUGUUCCAGAUUGGCGGCUCGUCCGAGGAGGACAGCUCGAUCAAGAGCGCCCUGGCAUCUCCCCGCAACCCCAAGCUGGCCCUGCCCAAGAAGUCGACCUCGUUUGCCAACAACUUGACCACCACGAUACCGUCGGCGAGCUCUUCUGCCAUCAUCGAGGAUGACGAGGAGAUCAGCUACGACGAGAGCGCCAUCGAGUCGGACGACGACGACGAGUGGGAGGAUUCCAACGAGGACAGUGGCACAAACAGCGUCGAUGAGAAGUCGCUGUUCCAGCGUGUCGACUCCAAGGCGAACCUGACUUCCCGCCGUUCCCUCAUCACGCUGGCGCUCGAGCAGAACCAGCGCCGCGGAAACCUGGGUGGCGUCGCCUCCCGCUCUACUCCCGCUAUCCCACACCGCGGCCGGGCCCCCCUCAGUGGUCCAUCUCCACUAGUGUCGUCCCCCAACGACUCGGACGAUGCACCACUUACCAUGAAGCGACAGCCUCGUGCCACGCCAAUGCGGCCUAUCAACGAAGUCCCUCGAUCCACAGUACAGCCCAAGCCCAUCAUGGCUGCUCCCCUGAAUGGCGUCGGCCAGCAGCAGCCAUUGGCGCUAUCUCCAAGGACAACCCGGCGUAACAUGCUGGCUACCGAACUGACAGAGUCUCUGCGGCGCGACCUGUUGCACGAGCGCUCUCAGCUGAAGCGCCGACACACCUCCACCAAUGUCGCCAACCUGAAGCAGUACCCUCAGCAGCCCUACAUGAGCCGGGUCAACGGCGACAUCAACGCCAGCAGCUGGAACGAGGAGUUCUCGAGAGAUGCGUUUGGCGGCUAUUAUAGCAAGGGCUGGUAA